UUCAAGCUUAAUUUAUUUAAGUUUAUCAAAAUCAACAUUGUUACAAGAGAUUCUCGUGCUUUUUUAUGCAAUAUGUUGCUGAAAAAUGAUUUGCGUUUUGUUUAUGCUUUCCGUGUUUUAGGUUUUCAGCGUUUGCCUUUUGUUUUUUUCGUAUGAUGAAGAUAUAUUUACAUGAUUUCUUGUAAUAUUAGCAUGGAUGUAUAACUAGAUUUUGUGCUAGUUAUGGCCUCUGCUAUGUAGUCAGUAGUGCGCUAUAGUGGUGGACCGGAGUGGCCGCCAACUUGAAAUGUGUAGUGUAGCGGAAUAGUUUGAAGUAUUGCAUGACUAUAAAGAUCGAGUCAUCCCGUCAUGUGCUAAUUCACUCUAGCGUUUCGAAGAUCUGCAGCUAUGUGGCACUGUUAACUAUGAUCACAAAUGUUCUAAGCUUUCUCAUGGAAAUGAAAGAACAUCACUCGGUUGCACCGAAAAAAUCAAACCUUACACCGAAGGCUAUAAUACACCAAAAGUUUGGCAAAACAGCUUGCUACACGGUAGAGGCGGUGAAGGAGGUUUCUCAAACUGAAUGUCCGGGGUUAUGCAUUCCACAGACGGGACCCUGCCUUUACCGUUGCACAUUGAAGCUUCCAGAACUUAUGGUUGUGUCGGGGACAUUUACAAAAAAGAAGGAUGCAGAACAAUCUGCAGCAGAGAUAGCUUUAGAGAAGCUUAGUAUCAUUCCAGAGACCAUUGAUCUUACGCCUCAGGAAGCACAGGAAAGUUUAGUUGCUCGAAUCGCCUAUCUGUUUUCAGAAAAAUUUCUUUCAACUGAUCAUCCACUCGGUGGUCACAUUCGAGCUACCUUAAGAAGGAAAGGCAAUCAUUGUGGAUCGAUUCCUGUUUCUGUCAUUGCUGUCAGUGACCCAAAGAUUUUUAGUUUGUGUAAAUGUAUUAAUCCUGAGGUGGAGUCAAAUCCAUUUUUGGUCCUUCCAUACAUAGUAAAGGGUGCUACAAAGUUACAUGAGUUUCUUACUACCUCUGAACAACAUAUUUGGAUUAAAAAGCUUUGUCCAUAUCCGCAAGAUAUUAUAGAGUCAUUAUUGAAAGAAGGUGGUUCAGAAGAAUGCAUUCAGGUUAAGGCCAUACGCAUUCCUAGUUCAAUGGAAAAAUGUGUUGAAGCUGUGACUCUCUGUAUGUCUUUAAGAGAGUACUACCUUGAUAUCAUUGCAAAUGAACUUGGUUUAGAAGAUGGUGCCAAUGUUCUGAUUUCAAGGAAUAUAGGUAAAGCUUCUUCUGAGACGAGACUGUUCUUUGCUGCUCCACAAUCAUAUCUACUGGAUCGGUCUUUUAUAUCGGGAAAUGGAAAAGAAACCAUUCGAUUUGAGGGAUCUCUAAAUGAAAGGGCAAGAUACUUGUCUGGGCAAGAUAUGGUUGGUGAUGCAAUAUUAGCAUGCAUUGGAUAUACGCGGAAAUCUAGAGAUCUUUUCUAUGAGGAUGUAACAGUUCAAUUGUAUCACAGGAUGCUUCUAGGGAAGACUCCAGGGGGCAUUUACAAGCUAUCCAGAGAAGCAAUACUCACAGCUGAGCUGCCUUCAAAAUUUACCACGAGAGUUAACUGGAGGGGUUCCCUUCCCAGGGAUAUACUUAGUAUGUUUUGCCGCCAGCAUCGCCUAUCCGAACCUGUCUUUUCCAUUAUAAGUCAUCCUUUCAAAAUACUAACGGAAUCAUCUGAAUCAAGUUUUAAGGCUGCAGACUUGGGAACUGAUGUAAUUGAAUGUGCCAAUGGGACCUCUGUAAAUGCAUGUCCAAAGAAAUCAAAUUCAGAGAUGUUUAAAUGUGAAAUAAAGUUGCUUUCAAGGUGUAAGGAUGUAAUACUUUUGUGUUCCCCUGAGGAUUGUUAUAAGAAGCAGAAUGACGCAAUUCAGAAUGCCUCAUUGAAACUUCUGUCAUGGCUGAACACGUAUUUUAAUAGUGUAACUAUUCCUUUUGACCAGCUUUAUGAGACUGCAUGCAACUUCAGCAUUCACAUUUUUUCCAAAAACCUUUUCGGAGAGAUUUUAAUCGGUCAAUCCAUUCAGAAUUGCCAGAUUUAUGCAAUGCAGUGCAAUAAAAUACUUGAACCAAUGUGUACAACUUCAUCACAUGACAUGUCAGGAAAUGGGGUUUGCAACUUAAAGAUUGAAGGUCCAGACUCUGGUGUCUGUCCAUGCAAUGGAUCUUUACCUUGUAUUAAUUAUUCAGUAUAUUUGGUUGUGGAUGGUGAAAAUAACAAAGAAGUUAUUGAAGUUUGUAAUGAGUUUGAGUUUGAAAUCGGGGUUGGUGCUGUGAUUUCUUACGUUGAGGAGGUUGUGAUGCAGAUGUCUGUUGGCCAGUAUGCUUAUUUCAAAACGAACUUGCUCACUUUUGAUUUGAUUUUUGCUUCAGCUGGUGAUUCAGCCAAAAUGUUGUCCUUAUUAUCUUCUAAGGCCUGCUGUGUGGAGUAUGAAAUAAGUUUGACCAAAGUUGCAGAACCUCCAGAGGAAAGAAUGGAGCAGGCUUUUUUUAGCCCUCCACUUUCCAAGCAAAGAGUGGAAUUUGCAGUGCAACACAUUUUAGAAUCCCAUGCUACUACUUUGGUUGAUUUUGGAUGCGGAUCUGGAAGCUUGUUGGAAGCAUUGCUAAAUUACACAACUUCGUUGGAGAAAAUUGCUGGUGUUGAUAUUUCACAGAAGGGUCUUACACGUGCUGCAAAGGUGCUAAAUUCAAAAUUAGAUGCAAAUCCAGAUGCUGUUGUGACAAGUAAACCCAUAAAAUCAGUUAUUCUUUAUGAAGGUUCAAUUACAAAUUUUGAUUCCAGGUUGCAUGGGUUUGAUAUUGGUACUUGUUUAGAGGUGAUUGAACAUAUGGAUGAAGAUCAAGCUUGUCUCUUUGGGGAUGUGGCAUUAAGUUGUUUUCGUCCAAGGAUUCUCAUCGUUUCUACACCAAAUUUCGAAUACAACGUAGUGCUACAGAGGUCGAAGCCUCCUACCCAAGAAGAAGAAUUGGACGGGCAAAACCUCUUACAGUCAUGCAAGUUUCGCAAUAAUGACCAUAAAUUUGAGUGGACCAGAGAACAGUUCAUACAGUGGGCAUCUGACGUGGCUGCACGUCACAAUUACAAUGUGGAAUUCAGUGGGGUAGGUGGUUCUGCUGAUGCUGAACCAGGUUUUGCUUCACAGAUUGCCGUGUUUAAAAGAGAAUGGAGUCAUGAAGAUGAUGGCCAGAAGCAUACUGAUAUAGAGAACCAUUAUAAUGUAAUAUGGGAAUGGAAUAGCAAAAGCAAAUAACUUUCCUUUUUCUUUAAAAGAAGCUAACAGAAUGAGACGUGUACAGUUCUGAUUGCAUGGCUUGCAUAUAGACAAGCAAAAGUAUAAUGGAUGCUAGGAGAUAAGAGAAAAAAGUGUUGAUAGGUUAAGUUAAGGCAUGGAUUUGGUUAGAUCAUGUUUUGUGACUUUUGAUCUGUGACCGUUGAGAGUCUGAAAUUAAUUGAAGGAUAUAUAUGUUCUGAGAUAUUUUGUUGAGUUGGAUGUUAGGGUCUUCCCCUAGAGUAACAUGAACCCCUAGAGUGACAUGAAGUUUUAAAGAAUAGUAGCACAGUUUCUGGAAUAGACAUGCUGGUUUUGUAUGGUAGAAUCCUUAUACACAAAAACAAUGUUUUGGUUAUACUUUGCCUUUAUCAAAACAGGAGAUCGUGUUUUAGUUA
This is a messenger RNA of Lathyrus oleraceus (garden pea), 3697 nucleotides long. RefSeq names its product small RNA 2'-O-methyltransferase. Gene Ontology annotation, biological process: piRNA processing; RNA methylation; siRNA processing. Gene Ontology annotation, molecular function: S-adenosylmethionine-dependent methyltransferase activity; peptidyl-prolyl cis-trans isomerase activity; RNA methyltransferase activity. Gene Ontology annotation, cellular component: nucleus; cytoplasm. The coding region runs from base 321 to 3281 and encodes 986 amino acids. The record is from RefSeq and is a predicted model, not a curated record. NCBI's taxonomy places the organism in Eukaryota, Viridiplantae, Streptophyta, Magnoliopsida, Fabales, Fabaceae. The transcript is spliced from 11 exons.